This is a messenger RNA of Phodopus roborovskii (desert hamster), 756 nucleotides long. RefSeq names its product neuregulin 4 (gene Nrg4). Gene Ontology annotation, molecular function: chemorepellent activity. The coding region runs from base 61 to 408 and encodes 115 amino acids. NCBI's taxonomy places the organism in Eukaryota, Metazoa, Chordata, Mammalia, Rodentia, Cricetidae. Gene Ontology annotation, biological process: animal organ development; nervous system development; intracellular signal transduction. The record is from RefSeq and is a predicted model, not a curated record. The transcript is spliced from 6 exons.
UUUAGGCGCUGUCUUUCAACCCUGAUUCUUUACCAAGAAUGAAGUUAUUUAAAAAUUAAGAUGCCAACAGAUCACGAGGAGCCCUGUGGCCCCAGUCUCAGGUCAUUUUGCCUGAAUGGGGGGAUUUGUUAUGUGAUACCUACUAUUCCCAGCCCAUUCUGUAGGUGCAUCGAGAACUAUACAGGAGCUCGCUGUGAAGAGGUUUUUCUCCCGAGUGCCAGCAUCCAAAGCAAAAGUAACCUGUCAGCAGCUUUCGUGGCCCUGGUGAUCCUAGUCACGCUCGCCAUCGCAGCACUCUGCUUCCUGUGCAGGAAGGGCCACCUUCAGAGGGCCAGCUCAGUCCAGUGUGAGGUCAGCCUGGUGGAGAGAAGCACUACCGGUCCCCAUCACAGUCACAGAGAUCACUGAAGACACAGCCAGUGAAGGUCACUAUUGCGGUCACUUCACACAGCAUAAAGGGAACCGUAUCGUGAGAGAAGGAGCAACAUCACAAGGAGGACCAGACUAUAAAAUAUAUCAACAGGCAAUGCUGACGGAGCCCAACCCUGAUGUUCUUAAAGGACAAUAAAUGCAAGUUAGUUCCUUGCCUACAAACAGAAUUGUGUUCAGACAGUCUCUUGGCAACACCAAAAUGAAUGAACAGGUACAUAGCAAUUCCUUUCCUUUUGUAUUUUUUUGAGACAGGUAUCACUUUGUGUAGCCUUGGCUGGUCCCAAAAUCAUCAGUGUAGACCAGGCUGCCCUGAAUUGAAGAGAU